Molecule: messenger RNA, 2462 nt
Organism: Helicoverpa zea (corn earworm)
Lineage: Eukaryota; Metazoa; Arthropoda; Insecta; Lepidoptera; Noctuidae
Product: UDP-glucosyltransferase 2-like
Exons: 9
Coding region: 162-1715 (517 amino acids)
Molecular function (GO): UDP-glycosyltransferase activity
Source: RefSeq, a predicted model, not a curated record
UCUUAUAUAAAACUGGUUUAGUCGUGUGCAGUCGUCUACCGAAGGACUGUAGACCACACACUUUGUUCUAAAAUAGAAAAAGUAAAUAAAGUUAGUUUGUGAAACUGGCUGGAACUAUUGGGAUUUUUUUAAUGAAUUGAUAUUAUUAAUUAAAUAAGAAAAUGGAAAAGUUAAAUUUAAUUUUCUUUAGUUUACUGCUAAGUUCGUGUUUGUGUGAUGGAUAUCGGAUCUUGGCAGUGUUUCCGACAUCAAGUGUUAGCCACAGUAUUCUUGGAGACAAUUUUGUGAAAACCCUUCUCAAUGCAGGACACGAAGUGGUGUACAUAUCGCCAUAUAAAAAUGUAAAUCAUCCGAAACUGGAGAUAAUAGAUAUCUCUCAAAACCUCGAAUUAUUUUCCGAUAAAAAUGUCGACAUUAAAGAAUGCAUGAAUGGAAGUCUGGAUCUACUAGACACAAAAGUUUUGUUCGAGAUAAUCACAACCAUAACGGAUGUGACGCUGGCUAACCCCAAUGUCCAGAAGCUAUUGAGAGACCCAAACCAAAAGUUCGAUGUCAUUGUAGCUGAAUAUUUCUUCAAUAAUAUUUAUUCUGCGUUGUCAGCAGUCUACGAUGCCCCAUUCAUCUGGUUCCUCACCAUAGUGCCUCACACUUUGAUCCUCGACCAGAUCCAUGGGCCGAUGAACCCAGCCUACAGCAGUGACUACAUAGAAGCGAGGAUCGCUCCGUACUCCUUUGUGGAAAGAGUUCGUGGACUAUAUUUUACGUUGAGCUUGCUGUACAAUCUACAUGUCACCUUCCCACCGGUAGAAGAAGCCAUAUACCACAAACAUAUACCUACGAUCUUAAAAUCAUUAGGGAAACCAAUUCCUGAUUACAAGGUCCUUACAUACAACGUGUCCAUGGUUCUGGGUAACUCUCAAGUGGCUAUAGAAAGUGCAGUUCCUUUGCCUCCGAACUUCAAACAUAUUGGCGGAUAUCAUAUUGAUGAUGACGUUAAACCGUUGCCUGAGAACUUGAAGAAAAUAUUCGAUAAUGCCAAGAACGGUGUUGUAUUCUUCAGUUUGGGAUCACAUUUGAUGAGCAAAGACUUACCUGAAGACAUGAAACAGGGUAUUUUGAAAGUGCUAGGAGGAUUGAAACAGACUGUCAUUUGGAAAUUCGAGGAAAGCUUACCUAACACACCAAAGAAUGUUCACAUAGUGCAGUGGGCACCACAGCAAAGUAUUUUAGCUCAACCAAAAUUGGUCCUCUUCGUCACACACGGUGGUUUAUUGUCCACCACCGAAGCGGUCCAUUUUGGAGUACCUCUGGUAGUCAUUCCAGUAUUUGGAGACCAGUUUAUGAACGCAAACCUGGUUGAAAAGAAGGGCAUCGCUGUUCAAGUCAAAUUGUCGUAUACAAUGUAUAACGAACUGAAGGUUGCUAUGGAUACAGUUCUAGGUGAUACAAAAUACGCCACAAAUGCAAAGGCUUUGUCAGCAGCUUUCCAUGACUUGGAAAUGAAGCCGAAAGUCGCUUUGAACUUCUGGGUGGAGCACGUGGUGCGCACGCGUGGCGCUCCUCACUUGCGCUCCGUCGCGGUCGACAUACCUCUCUACCAACGAUUGUACCUAGAUCUCUUAGCUUUAAUCCUUUUAACUCCUGUUGUUCUGUUACUAGUACUUAAGAGAUUCUGCUGUAAGAAAAGUGACAGUCAGAAAGUGAAAAGAAGUUAAAUUAUAUUUUCGGUGAGUUACACCAUUAAACUAUGUAUAACAAUAAAAUAAUAAAACAAACAAUGUUCAGUUGUCAAAUGUGACCAAUUGGUGGCAAUUUCGCUGCUGGUUGGUUAUAAUCAAAUUAAAAUGGUGCAACUGGCCUUUAGUAAUUCUAAGUAGGAUUAGUAUUUAUUUCUUUUUGUACCUAGUGUUAGUUUGGGAGCGAUUUUUUUAAAUUGUAUUUUUUAAAUAAUAAUAUCAUUCAUGAUGGAUAAAGUCCACACAUGAAUUUGUAAAUUAAAAUCGCAAUUAGUAUUAUUAAUCCGUCAUAGUCAAAGACAGAUAAUGUUUUUUAUUUCAUAGUGAAACAGGAAGGCAUCAUGUUAUUUGUUUUUGUCACAUGACAUAAUUUAUCAAUCUAUAUCUUUAUCUAAUACGUACUGGGAAUUUAUAUUCUAAAAUUAUAAUUAUAAUUCAUAUCUAGGUAUAUAUCUACCUUUAUCAAGAAGUGACAAUUUGUUUUUCUAUUUCUAAUAUCUAUAGUAGGUAUGUAGAUAUCAUCAUAUUCCUUACCUAAGAUAAAGAUAAGAUAAAGAUAAAGAUAUUUAUUAUUGCAAAUACGGGUUACAAUGAUGUUGUUACAUAAGGGUAAAAAGAUCCGCCAUAUUUUACCAAUUGGCAUGCAAUAUAAUAUUAAUAAAUCAAAAAUUAUUGAACAUAGGAUUAAGAAGAAGAACAAGGAAAAAUAUAAUUAGGAAUAAUAAA